This is a messenger RNA of Miscanthus lutarioriparius, 402 nucleotides long. NCBI's taxonomy places the organism in Eukaryota, Viridiplantae, Streptophyta, Magnoliopsida, Poales, Poaceae. The record is from the annotation of a GenBank genome assembly.
AUGGCGGCAGCGACGCUCCCAUCCGCCUCCGCCAAGGUGGCGGUCCGGAACAUAGCCCGCGCCGUGUCCUCGAGCCAACCGCUCCUCCUCCUCCACGCCUCCUCCCGCCGCGGCCGCGGCCUUCACCCCCUCCCCCUCGCCGCCUCCGCCGCGUCCCAGGGCGCCCACCUCCGACGCGCGCUUUCCGUCUCCGCCUCCGCGGCCGCUGGAGGGAACAACGGCGCCGCACCGCGCGCGGCCGAGAGGGAGUACGACUACGACCUCUUCACCAUCGGCGCGGGGAGCGGGGGCAUGCGGGCGUCGCGCGUUGCGUCCGCCCUCUACGGCGCCCGUGCCGCCGUCUGCGAGAUGCCCUUCGCCACCGUCGCGUCCGACGCCCUCGGCGGCGUCGGUGGCACGUAA